This is a messenger RNA of Effrenium voratum, 363 nucleotides long. The record is from the annotation of a GenBank genome assembly. NCBI's taxonomy places the organism in Eukaryota, Dinophyceae, Suessiales, Symbiodiniaceae.
AUGGACCGCGACCAGAACGAGGCGCGGGCCACGGAGCAAGCGAUCUUGAAUGACCUGGAGCGGACCUUUGCCGAUAUGCCCAUGGUGGCGCCACGGAAGCCCCAGAUCUUCCGGAUCCUGCAGGACUUCGCGAGCGGCAACCCGGACAUCGGCUACACCCAGGGUAUGAACUACGUGGCCGCUACUCUGGUCCUGAAGUUCCACCCUCGCGAGGACACCGCGCGGAAGAAGUUCAACGAGGUGCUUCUGCAGUUCAGCGGCUUUUGGUCGUUCCAAAAGUGGCAGCACACCCCCUCCCGCCCCUGUGAGCAUCACGACCCAAUUGCGUGCCGGCUUGUGCGAUGGAUGGCGACCACGUUUUGA